Messenger RNA from Rotaria sordida, 263 nucleotides. Lineage: Eukaryota; Metazoa; Rotifera; Eurotatoria; Philodinida; Philodinidae. The record is from the annotation of a GenBank genome assembly.
AUGAUAUCAGUACGAAUUGUACUCACAGAUCAUUAUGUAACAUCGGUUAAUUCACGAUUUGAUCCUGUAUAUUCUAAACUACGACAUCCGAUAAAACAAGUACCAAUCAUUCGAAUAUUCGGACCGAAUGAAGAGGGAAAGAAAGUUUGUCUUCAUUUGCAUGGAAUUUUUCCUUAUUUACUUAUUAAAUCACCAACAGAUGAAAUACGUUAUGGUGAACAAUUGGCACAAAGUUUAGAUAUGGCAAUUAAUUUAUCAUUUGA